Molecule: messenger RNA, 1650 nt
Organism: Arthroderma uncinatum
Lineage: Eukaryota; Fungi; Ascomycota; Eurotiomycetes; Onygenales; Arthrodermataceae
Product: ATP-dependent RNA helicase DBP2
Exons: 6
Coding region: 1-1650 (549 amino acids)
Biological process (GO): rRNA processing
Cellular component (GO): ribonucleoprotein complex; cytoplasm; nucleus
Molecular function (GO): RNA helicase activity; ATP binding; RNA binding
Source: RefSeq, a predicted model, not a curated record
AUGUCUUACGGCGGUGGCGGCUACAGAGACCACCAGGGCGGCGGCGGCGGUGGUUACAACUCCAGAGGAGGAGGCGGCGGUGGUUAUCAAGGCGGUGGUGGAAGCAACGGAUACUCCAACGGCCACUCUGGCGGUCCCAGCUCAUAUGGCGGCAGCGGAGGUGGCUUUGGAGGUGGUGGAUUUGCCGCCGGCGGCCAAGGUGGUGACAGAAUGUCCAACCUCGGUGCUGGCCUGAAGACACAACAGUGGGACAUCAGCACUAUGCCAAAGUUCGAGAAAUCCUUCUACAAGGAACAUCCAGAUGUUUCUGGCCGAAGUCUCCAGGAAGUUGAGGCCUUCCGAAAAGAAAAUGAAAUGACUGUCUUCGGAAAAGACGUCCCACGCCCAGUCGAGAACUUCGACGAGGCUGGUUUCCCACAAUAUGUCAUCUCUGAGGUUAAGGCCCAGGGCUUCGCCAAGCCAACCCCUAUUCAAUCCCAGGGUUGGCCCAUGGCUCUCUCUGGACGUGACGUCGUCGGUAUCGCCGAGACUGGUUCCGGAAAGACCUUGACUUACUGUCUCCCCGCAAUCGUCCACAUCAACGCACAGCCGCUCCUCGCCCCCGGUGACGGCCCCAUUGUUCUCGUCCUUGCGCCAACCCGUGAAUUGGCUGUCCAGAUUCAGGCUGAAAUUACCAAAUUCGGCAAAUCUUCUCGCAUCCGAAAUACCUGUGUGUACGGUGGUGUUCCCAGAGGACCCCAAAUCCGUGAUUUGACCCGUGGUGUCGAAGUUUGCAUUGCCACCCCCGGCCGUCUCAUCGAUAUGCUCGAAUCUGGAAGAACCAACCUUCGCAGAGUUACCUACCUCGUUCUUGACGAGGCUGAUCGCAUGUUGGACAUGGGUUUCGAACCCCAAAUCCGCAAGAUUAUUGGCCAGAUCCGACCUGACCGACAAACUUGCAUGUGGUCUGCGACUUGGCCUAAAGAUGUCCGCCAGCUUGCUAACGAUUUCCUUAAUGACUACAUUCAGGUGUACAUCGGCUCGCAAGAUCUGUCUGCUAACCAUAGAAUUACCCAAAUUGUCGAGGUUGUACCAGAGUUUGAGAAACGUGAUAAGAUGAUCAAACAUUUGGAACGCAUCAUGGAGGAUAAGAAAUCAAAGGUUCUCAUCUUCACUGGCACCAAGCGUGUUGCUGAUGAUAUUACCCGAUUCCUCCGCCAAGAUGGCUGGCCUGCGCUGUCUAUUCACGGUGACAAGCAACAAAGCGAGCGUGACUGGGUAUUGAACGAAUUCAAGAGUGGCAACAGCCCAAUCAUGGUGGCUACCGAUGUAGCUUCGCGUGGUAUUGAUGUUCGCGAUAUCACUCAUGUGCUCAAUCAUGAUUAUCCGAAUAACUCGGAAGAUUAUGUCCAUCGUAUCGGCCGUACUGGUCGUGCCGGUGCCAAUGGAACUGCCAUUACCCUAUUCACCACUGAGAAUGCUAAACAAGCCCGUGACUUGGUUAAGAUUCUCACCGAAUCUAAGCAACAAAUUGAUCCCCGUCUUGCUGAAAUGGCUCGCUACGGUGGCGGUGGCGGCGGCGGCCGUUACGGCGGUCGUGGCCGUGGCCGUGGUGGUGGUGGUUUCACUGCUUCCAACUCUGCUCCUCUUGGAAACCAUCGAAGAUGGUAA